AUGUCUGAGUCUCCCAAAGAACAGAAGCCCCUGUUAGAUACCAGAAUAGGAAAGGACUCCCCCUUUACCUUUGGUCAGCGUUUUUUGACUGACGAAAAUUCCGUGUUCGACCACAACGCCUGGGACCAUGUUGAAUGGGGUGAAGAGCAGGUCAAACAAGCUGAAGAACUCAUAUCCAAACAGUACGAUCUGCCUGUGAAAGACUUCGACAAGAACCUUUACAACUCGAACCCUGCAAAGUAUUGGGACAUUUUCUACCGCAACAACAGAGAGAACUUUUUCAAAGACAGAAAAUGGCUCCAGAUCGAGUUUCCUUCGUUAUAUGAAGUGACUGGCGCUGACUACAAUAAGCCAGUGACGAUAUUGGAGGUUGGCUGUGGUGCCGGUAACACCUUCUACCCAAUCUUGAACCAGAAUUCCAACCCACAGCUCAAAAUCGUCGGCUGCGAUUACCUGAAAGUGGCUGUUGAUUUGGUGAAGAGCAACGAGAACUAUGCUCCUAACAACGAAAAGGGCGUCGCUUUCUCUUCUGUUUGGGACUUGGCCAACCCAGAGGGUACUCUACCAGAACAUUUGGAGCCUAACUCGUGUGACAUCAUCAUUAUGGUGUUUGUCUUUUCAGCAUUACAUCCAGACCAGUGGAAGCAUGCCGUCAACAACCUCAUGAAGGUGUUGAAACCAGGCGGUCAGAUUCUUUUCAGAGACUACGGGCGCUACGACUUGGCUCAGGUUCGUUUCAAGAAGGGCCGUUUGCUCGACGACAAUUUCUAUAUUCGUGGUGACGGUACGCGAGUGUACUUUUUCACCGAGGAGGAACUCAGAGAGAUUUUCUGUACUGAAGGACCUUUCGAGGAAGAGAAGAUCGCCACCGACAGAAGAUUGCUUGUCAACAGAAAGAGACAGCUUAAGAUGUACAGAAUCUGGCUCCAGGCCGUCUUCCGCAAGCCAUUAGAGCUGGCUGAAGGUAACAACGAUGUAUAA
Candidozyma haemuli is the source of this 981-nucleotide messenger RNA. RefSeq names its product Abp140p (gene ABP140). Lineage: Eukaryota; Fungi; Ascomycota; Pichiomycetes; Serinales; Metschnikowiaceae. The record is from RefSeq and is a predicted model, not a curated record. Gene Ontology annotation, molecular function: tRNA (cytidine-N3)-methyltransferase activity. Bases 1 to 981 code for a protein of 326 amino acids. The transcript has a single exon.